This is a messenger RNA of Carlito syrichta (Philippine tarsier), 1957 nucleotides long. RefSeq names its product cyclin D3 (gene CCND3). The coding region runs from base 70 to 948 and encodes 292 amino acids. NCBI's taxonomy places the organism in Eukaryota, Metazoa, Chordata, Mammalia, Primates, Tarsiidae. The record is from RefSeq and is a predicted model, not a curated record. Gene Ontology annotation, biological process: mitotic cell cycle phase transition; regulation of cyclin-dependent protein serine/threonine kinase activity; positive regulation of G1/S transition of mitotic cell cycle. Gene Ontology annotation, molecular function: cyclin-dependent protein serine/threonine kinase regulator activity. Gene Ontology annotation, cellular component: cytoplasm; cyclin-dependent protein kinase holoenzyme complex; nucleus. The transcript has 5 exons.
AGGCCAGAUGCGCGCUCGCGCUCUCCGGCCGCCGCCCGCGCUCCCGCCCUGCCUGUGCGCCGCCCGAGCAUGGAGCUGCUGUGCUGCGAGGGCACCCGGCACGCGCCCCGGGCCAGCCUGGACCCGCGGCUGCUGGGGGACCAGCGCGUCCUGCAGAGCCUGCUGCGUCUGGAAGAGCGCUAUGUGCCCCGCAUCUCUUACUUCCAGUGCGUGCAGAGGGAGAUCAAGCCGCACAUGCGGAAGAUGCUGGCGUACUGGAUGCUGGAGGUGUGUGAGGAGCAGCGCUGUGAGGAGGAAGUCUUUCCCCUGGCCAUGAACUACUUGGAUCGCUACCUGUCCUGCGUCCCCACCCGAAAGGCGCAGUUGCAGCUCCUGGGUGCGGUCUGCAUGCUGCUGGCCUCCAAGCUGCGCGAGACCACGCCCCUGACCAUCGAAAAACUGUGCAUCUACACCGACCACGCUGUCUCUCCUGGCCAGCUGCGGGAAUGGGAGGUGCUGGUCCUGGGGAAGCUCAAGUGGGACCUGGCUGCUGUGAUUGCACAUGAUUUCCUGGCUCUGAUUCUGCACCGACUCUCUCUGCCCCGUGACCGACAGGCUUUGGUCAAAAAGCACGCCCAGACCUUUUUGGCCCUGUGUGCUACAGAUUACACCUUUGCCAUGUACCCGCCGUCCAUGAUUGCAACAGGCAGCAUUGGGGCUGCAGUGCAAGGCCUGGGUGCCUGGCCCACAUCCGGGGAUGAGCUCACGGAGCUGCUGGCAGGAAUCACCGGCACUGAAGUGGACUGCCUGCGGGCCUGCCAGGAGCAGAUUGAAGCUGCGCUCAGGGAGAGCCUCAGGGAAGCCGCCCAGCCCAGCCCCAGCCCAGCGCCCAAGGCCCCUCGAGGCUCCAGCAGCCAGGGGCCCAGCCAGACCAGCACUCCCACAGAUGUCACAGCCAUCCACCUGUAGCCCUGAAGACGUCCCCUUGAGUGGCCACAAAGCAGAGGAGCCACUGCCAUCCCCCUCCCUGCUUCCAGGAACAAACCAUACCGCAUCUGAAACCUGAGGAGGCUCCUACUUCCCCCUUACAAAGCCCAAGGGGUCAGCUACCUAUCCCUACAGUGUGCACUAAGGGGCCUGCCAGCCAUGUUUGUCUUAGGGCAUUUGGGUGGCUAGUCAAGCCCCUCUUCUUUCCAGCAUCUGACCAGCCCAGCUCCUUCCCUGGCUGUAGCUGGGAGUGGGCCAGGCUGGUCAGACAAAAUUGGGACAGGUAAAAAUACAUGCACCAACAUUCCUUUUGAAGGCCCCUGCCCCCCCAGGGCUCUCAUGUUCUCUACUGCCAAAAUGCCCCAGUGCCUUCUAAAGGGGUUACCCCUUCUAGGGUUAUUGCAUUUGGAUCGGGGUCCUUCUGAAGAUGAAAUUUUAGGCAUGAUUGUUUGAUAGAUGUGUGAGGGGAAAGUCUAGAUGGCUCCUCUCAGCACACUUUGGAGGCCCCUGUAUGAUCCAUGCUCACAGCUGCUCUUAGAGGGGCCUAGGCCUCAGCCAGAGGGACACGAACGUAAGAAUUCUUUACUUUCUGCUCAGCUUCUCCUUUGUGAUUGGCAGAGUGCUGAAAGAAAAGUUCAUUUUUAAUUUAUUAAUUGUUGUGCGUACAACCGUAAGAGAGUGGAGUGGGGCCUAUCCCACAAUGGUGGUAACCCUGGUGGUUGCUGUUUCUCUCCCCUCUGCUACCAGAUAAGGGAUCUUUGUGGCUGAGGAGCUGCUACAGCCUGGGGUGGGGCCAUACCCUCCUCUCCCUUUGACCCUCUGCCUCAUCCUCAGGGGAGGAUGAAGCACGGAUGCUCUGGAGGUGGCCAAGCCCCUGUCUGGAGAGGGAGGCAAGCCCUGUUGACACAGGUCUUUCCUAAGGCCACAAGGUUUAGGCUGGUGGCCCAGGACCAUCACGCUACCUUAAUAAAAAUUCUAGAGUAAAACUGGC